UGCUUUUGUGUCUGUACAGUGGUCAACUCUUCACUGUGUUGCAUUAUUUGCUUUCUCUUCCAACACUUCAUGACGUUAUCAAUUCCUUCCAUGGAACUUGUCUCAUCGACUUCCAAACUCCCACGGAUGUACGACGUUCUCAUCAACUUCACCGGAGAAGAUAUCCGUAGGAAAUUUGUUUCUCAUCUCGAUUAUGUCCUCUCUUCUGUUGGAUUAACUACUUUCCUUCAGCACGACAAUGCAGUGCAGCCAAAACACAUCCAAGAGCCUAUUCUGAAUCUUUGUCGGGUAGCAAUUGUUGUUUUUACCGAAACCUAUUCUCAAUCUGCUUGCUGUCUUCAUCAGCUCCAACAAAUCAUUGAAUGGCACGAAACUUACGGCCGACAUGUUUUGCCCGUAUAUUACGAAAUUCAGCCAUCCGAUGUACGUCUCCAGAAGGGUGACUUUGGGAAAGCCUUCAGAGAAACUGCACAUCAAACAUUUUCAGCACAAGAACUGGAGCAUGGCAUGUUCAGGUGGAGUCACGCAAUCACAAAAGCUGCAAAUUUCUUUGGAUGGGAUGAUUGCAAUUACAGGAGUGAUGCUGAACUAGUGGACACAAUUGUUAAGAGCAUUAUUAAUUUACCAGUCUUGUCUGCUACAAAAUUUCCAGUUGAAUUACAUUCUCUCGCGGAAGAAGUGAUUCAAAUUAUAAAAGAUAAAUCAACGGGACUUUGUAGGAUAGGGAUAUGUGGAAUGGGAGGAUCGGGUAAAACCACCCUUGCCAAAGCCAUCUACAGUCAAAUUCAUGGUACAUUUGUGGAGAAAAGUUUUAUUGAAGAUAUUUUAGAAGUUAGUCGGACGAGAGGGGAUGUACAUUUACAACGACAGCUUCUUUCAGAUGUCCUGAAAACAAAGGUAGAGAUACAUAACGUUGAAAUGGGAAGAAGUAUGAUUCUGGAAAGACUUUAUCGGAAAAGGGUGCUCAUUGUACUUGACGAUGUGAAUGAACAUUGUCCAUUAGACCUAUGGGAAAGUAGGGCAUGGUUCGGUGAAGGAACAGUAAUAAUCAUUACAACAAGAGAUGAAAGGCUGCUAAGGAAACAUGAAGUUCGUUCAGUUUAUCGGAUAGAUCCAAUGAAUGAAAACAAGUCCCUUGAACUUCUUAGUUGGCACGCAUUUAGAGAAGCAAAACCAAAAGCAGAAUACAUUGACCUUGCAAAAAGAGUAGUUUCUAGAUGUGGAGGACUACCUCUAGCUCUUGAAGUCAUUGGAAGUAGUUUAUUUGAAAGGACGAAAGAAGAAUGGAAGAGUGUAGUGUCAAAAUUAGACAAUAUUCCCCCACAUGAAGUUCUACAAAAAUUGAAAGUAAGCUUCGACAGUUUGCAUAAUCAAAUGGAAAAAGAUUUAUUCCUUGAUGUAUGCUGUUUCUUUGUUGGUAAAGGCAAAGCUUAUGUUCGGAAGAUUCUAAAUGGCUGUGGAGUAGACGCUGAUAGUGCAAUAAGAGUUCUCAUAGAACGUAACUUCAUCAAAGUUAAAAAGAACAAUAAAUUUGGAGUGCAUCCUCUGCUACGAAAAAUGGGAAGAGAAGUUAUUCUUGAAAUUUCAAGAAAGGAACCUCGAAAUAAGAAUCGGCUGUGGCUUGAUAAGGAUAUGCAUCACGCACUAUUAGAGAAUACUCUCUUUUCAUCAAGGGAGAACAAAAUCAUUCACAGAUGGCCUAUGGAAGAGGAUUUAUUUGAACGUUAUCCUCCUUUAGAGAUAAGUGGCCCAUUAACAUUGGUGAAAAUCACUAGAGAUUCUGAGUUCCAUCCUAAGAAACUGAAAUGGAUCAGUAGGCAAGGGUUUCCUACAGAAUACCUACCUAACGAACUUUAUCUGCAUGAUGCUAUGGUGAUUGAUUUAAAAUACAAUCUUCUUCGAUUCUUCUGGAUGGAACCUCAGGUUUUUAUUAAGCGCCAUUUUCUUUUGAAACUUAACUAAAAUCAUAUAUAAUACUUGUUUCCACUUAUAACUAUUUUAUUUCAUCAUUUUCUUUUCUAACAUUUUAUCAAAAAACUAUCUUCUUGAAGGUUUUGGUGUCCCUAAAAGUCCUUAAUCUCAGUCACUCCAUGUACUUGACAGAAACCCCUGACUUUUCUAGACUACCAAGUCUUGAACAGCUCAUUCUCAAAGAUUGCCGAAGAUUGCGUCAAGUACACCAAUCUAUUGGAUGCCUCUGCAAUCUUACACUUCUAAAUGUGAAGGAUUGUACAAGUCUAAACAAUCUCCCAGAAGAAAUAUAUAGGUUGAAAUCUUUAAAAACUCUCAUUCUCUCUGGCUGUUCAAAGAUAGACCUAAUUGAAAAAGAUAUAGGGCAAAUGGAAUCCUUGAUAACUCUAAUUGCUGAAAAUACAGCUGUGAAACAAGUGCCUUUUUCCGUUGUAAGCUCAAAAUGCAUUGGACAUAUUUCCCUACAUCAUUUUGAGGGAUUGUUAUAUAAUCUUCUCCCUUCUAUCAUUCGGUGUUGGAUGUCGCAAACAGUGAAUCCCCUAUCUUAUAUUCAUUCCUUUUG
Messenger RNA from Vigna umbellata (rice bean), 2533 nucleotides. The record is from RefSeq and is a predicted model, not a curated record. Lineage: Eukaryota; Viridiplantae; Streptophyta; Magnoliopsida; Fabales; Fabaceae.